AUGGAAAAUAACACUGCUGACUGCGCUUUCUUCAAAGACAGUCAAUACAGACGUGUACAGAUGUUUAGCGCAAAUUAUGCGGUCAUGAUUUUAAAUUGUAUACUAUGCUUCACGGCCACGCUGCAAAACGUGCCGGUUAUAAUGGCAAUAAUCCGAACACCAUCUCUUCACAACCCAUCAAAUGUUCUCCUUUGCUCCCUAGCUAUUACCGAUCUGGCCGUCGGCGUUGUGGUUCAUCCAAUAUUUGUGGCUUUUAAAGCUCGACUUCUCCAAGGUGACUUUGUAUGCCCUUUAUUGUUCGCUAAAGAAGGAUUGGUCAUAUAUACGGCAAUUGUUUCGAUGCUUACUCUAUUAGCCAUCAGUCUAGAGCGGUUAAUCGCCUUAUAUGUUCAUUUACGAUAUAAAGAACUUGUCACCAUCCCACGAGUAAUAGCGAUUGCCAUAGCAAUGUGGUUCUUAUGGGGCUUGAUUGUAUGUGCCUGGCCACUGGGGCUUAUAGACAUCUACAUAUUAUCCCUCGUUGGCAUCAUAAUAAUAGCAGUAGUUGGUGUUGCAUUAACUGUGGCUUGUGCGAUAAUUUUCCGUAUUUUGCGAAGGCACCAGGCUGUGAUAAUGGAUCAAAGCAAGUUGCAGGCCGCAAAAACGUUUUCACGCAGUAGAAAGUCUGCGGCUGUCAUACUGCAGGUCGUGAUUCUAUUUUUCGUGUUCUACGCUCCGUCUACCUAUGCAACCAUUCGUUUUAAUCUUACCAAGGAUUUCACCAUCAGACAAAACAUCUUAUGGGAAAUCACAGAAACUGUAGCCUUGAUAAACGCAAGUGUAAACCCUUUGUUGUACUACUGGAAAAUGGGAAGCAUACGCCGAGCAGUAAAAAACUUGUUUUGCGUGAGUCAAGAGGAGCUAUUCCAAAGAACAACUGAAUUUUCAAUGUAA
Messenger RNA from Porites evermanni, 933 nucleotides. The record is from the annotation of a GenBank genome assembly. Lineage: Eukaryota; Metazoa; Cnidaria; Anthozoa; Scleractinia; Poritidae.